This is a messenger RNA of Chiloscyllium plagiosum (whitespotted bambooshark), 1448 nucleotides long. The record is from RefSeq and is a predicted model, not a curated record. NCBI's taxonomy places the organism in Eukaryota, Metazoa, Chordata, Chondrichthyes, Orectolobiformes, Hemiscylliidae.
GAGCUUUGAGAAUAAAACACCUAGCCACCAUGUCGAGCAAAAAAAGCAGAGGAAAGACCACCAAGAAGCGCCCUCAGCGUGCAACUUCCAAUGUGUUUGCCAUGUUUGAUCAGUCACAAAUUCAGGAGUUUAAGGAGGCCUUCAACAUGAUCGAUCAGAACCGUGAUGGCUUCAUUGAUAAGGAGGAUUUGCAUGACAUGUUAGCUUCACUUGGAAAGAACCCAAAUGAUGAAUACCUGGAGGCAAUGAUGAAUGAAGCUCCAGGGCCUAUCAACUUUACCAUGUUCUUGACCAUGUUUGGUGAAAAGCUGAAUGGGACAGACCCUGAAGAUGUAAUCAGAAAUGCCUUUGCAUGUUUUGAUGAAGAAGGAACAGGUUAUAUCCAGGAAGACUACUUGAGAGAUCUGUUGACGACAAUGGGUGAUCGGUUUACUGACGAGGAGGUGGAUGAACUUUUCCGUGAAGCACCAAUUGAUACCAAGGGCAAUUUCAACUACAUUGAAUUUACUCGCAUUCUGAAACAUGGUGCUAAGGACAAAGAUGACUAAUGGACUGUAAAUUCAAGGGUUGGGGGAAAGCUCCUGUUUUACUUUACAGAAUUUAUACCUAUUGGAACAUACUGCAUGCCUUGGCUCUAAUAAACGUUGCUUUUUUUCCGUUAUUUAUAUUUUUCGGUCAUGUUGGCACACUUUGCGCACACUUGAAGUGGAAGGUUAGUGGCAGGGAGCAAGAAUCUCUAGAAGCAGAUCACUUGAUUGAAUAUUUCUUGGAAACCACAAAAUUUCAGCCACUUGUUAGAGGUCACUAGUCUGUGUUUUGACUGCCAGAGUGGUGAUACUCGUUUAAAGUGUUUUGAUGUGAUUUGGCUUUUCAGGAUCCCUCUUUUUUCACUUUUCAGAGUUUUUUUUACUUGCCAUUUAAUUUGUGAUUUAUGGGAUGGUAAAGAAAAUAAACCACUAUCCAUCUGACUCUUCUGAUCAGUAUACUUGGUUUGUCUAAAGACAGUUGUCCUAGUUUAGUUGAAAGGGUAUGACCUGUAAGCUGUUAAUUUUACAUUGAAUGUCAUGAUAUAGUUGUGGUGGCAGUCUUGAUAUGCAAGUUUGAGCUGUCAUCCAUUUGUCCAAUUUUGAUUUUCAACUUAUGGAGCUAUAUUUAAAUAUGAUUUUAAUCAGUGAUAUUUGGUAAUAAGAGUAAAUGGUAUGAAGUGAGUUCUAAGCUGUAUAUUGAGGGAUAGUGGAAGAUGAUCCAAAAGACAAGAUUUCAGUUUAAGGUGCAGAGUUUUAUCCAGAGUCUUCCCGAUUUUGUCCAAGGUAAGACCAAAGUGUCCCAAGUGACUAUGCAGAUUGGUGUAGAUAUGUUUUGCCUUAUUCUUGAUCAUACUUCACACCCUGUUCAGAUUUCAGUGUCCUUUGUUAUCAAAAUUGACUUAAAUAAAAGUUCUAAAUUUG